This is a messenger RNA of Porites evermanni, 468 nucleotides long. The record is from the annotation of a GenBank genome assembly. Lineage: Eukaryota; Metazoa; Cnidaria; Anthozoa; Scleractinia; Poritidae.
AUGAAAGAGGAGAGGAAGAGAAAGUUACUCAAGAUCUUACAAAAGAAAGCUGAUGGCUCUAAACGCAAGCGCACAAAAGAUAACUCUGGCAAGACCGCUGCAACACCUAAAACACAAAGAAUUCAACUAGGCUUGAUGCGUUAUGAUGAGCGCAACAACAAAUACAAAAGGGUUUCCUUGGUCAAAGGAGGUGGCACAAGAAAGGUAGACCUGCCUGUUGACUUUAACGGAGAUGAUGUAAUCAAAUACGCAAUCAAGCAUUUUUUCCCAGAAGAUGAAUUCACUUCAGACGUCAGUUACGAACUGGCUAAUUUUAAGCAAGAGCCAGUGUCCAAACUUGUUGAUACUCGCGGAGAAGUGCACGAUUUUACUAUCCAAAAAUACUGUGAACUGUGCAAGACCCACCAGCUUAACCUAUAUCUUCUCGUGAAAGAAAAUCCUGUCGUAGAAGAUGAAGAAAAUGGAUGA